AUGUCUUCCACCUCGCCCCAAGACUUCGGCUACCCCCUCAUCCUCGAAGACUACACCCCCGUCCCCUCCCCCACAACCACCCCCAACCUCUGCGCAACCUGCCACACCCCGACCCCCCGAAAAUGCAGCACCUGCAAAAACAUCCGCUACUGCUCCGCCACCUGCCAAACCACCGACUGGCCCUUGCACAAACCCGUUUGCAAACGCUACCUCGCCUCUCUCACCCAGCGCCCAGAGAAAACAACAACCAGACGCAUCCUCUUCUUCCCGCUCUCGGCCACAAAACCCACAUUCCACUACCUCACCUUGUCCACCAACAACGCCACACCAACACCAACACGCACGCCAAACUUGUCCUCCUUCUUCCCCGCCGUGCCCCUCACCGAAACAAAGAAACUGUCUUUCCACAACCGCUACCUUCCCUUCUUCGUGCAACUCACAUACGAUACCAAUCCCGCUGGCACACGCGCGUUAGCCUUGAACAAAGCGCUGGGAGCGCCGUUCCGCGGGCCGGUGGUAGCGAUGGUGUUUGAUGCUGAAGAGGGUGUUGGUGGGUUGCCGUUGGAUAUUGAUACUACUGUUUUGCGGGCGCUGAGUGAGUAUGUGGGGGUGUGGAGGGAGUAUCAGGGACCGGUAUUUAUUGAGCAGCCGCAGGAGAAGUAUGAGGAAAAGGAGUUGAGGAGAAUUUUGGGGAAGGAUUGGAAGGGUGGGGCGGUGGGAUAG
Molecule: messenger RNA, 723 nt
Organism: Pyrenophora tritici-repentis Pt-1C-BFP
Lineage: Eukaryota; Fungi; Ascomycota; Dothideomycetes; Pleosporales; Pleosporaceae
Source: RefSeq, a predicted model, not a curated record